Molecule: messenger RNA, 1134 nt
Organism: Lampris incognitus (smalleye Pacific opah)
Lineage: Eukaryota; Metazoa; Chordata; Actinopteri; Lampriformes; Lampridae
Gene: galr2b
Product: galanin receptor 2b
Exons: 2
Coding region: 1-1134 (377 amino acids)
Biological process (GO): G protein-coupled receptor signaling pathway
Cellular component (GO): membrane
Molecular function (GO): G protein-coupled receptor activity
Source: RefSeq, a predicted model, not a curated record
AUGUCUGAUCUGGAGGAGUUCAGCAAAGUCGUUGGGCAGUCUAAUGUAUCUGACAGUUACCAGCUGAACCCCACCAGUGUGAUUGUGUCCGUGGUGUUCUCCCUCAUCUUCCUGCUCGGGACAGUCGGCAACAGCCUUGUGCUUGCUGUGCUGCUGCGCAGCGGCCAGGUUGGCUACAACACCACCAAUCUCUUCAUACUCAACCUCAGCGUAGCCGAUUUCUUCUUCAUCAUCUUCUGUGUACCUUUCCAAGCCACCAUCUACUCUCUGGAGGGUUGGGUGUUUGGCUGCUUCAUGUGCAAGGCGGUCCACUUUUUCAUCAACCUCACCAUGUAUGCCAGCAGCUUCACACUCGCUGCAGUGUCAGUUGACAGGUACCUGGCCAUUCGAUACCCACUGCGCUCCAGAGAGCUGAGGACCCCUUGUAACGCGGUGGUUGCCAUGGGGGUCAUCUGGGGUCUUUCUCUAGUGUUUGCAGGCCCUUACCUCAGCUACUAUGAUCUGAUCGAGUUUGACAACAGCAUUGUUUGUAUCCCAGGAUGGGAGGAACAAAACCGCAAAGUGCUGGACACGUGUACCUUCAUGUUCGGCUACGUCAUCCCUGUACUCAUUGUCAGCCUGUCCUACACCAGAACCAUCAAGUACCUUUGGACCGCCGUGGACCCUUUAGACGGCAUGUCCGAGUCCAAGAGGGCCAAACGCAAAGUCACGAAAAUGAUCAUCAUUGUCACCGUGCUCUUUUGUCUCUGCUGGCUGCCGUACCACGUGGUGAUCUUGUGCUACCUAUACGGAGACUUUCCAUUUAACCAGACCACGUAUGCUUUCCGGAUCCUCUCCCAUUGCAUGGCUUAUGCCAACUCCUGCCUCAACCCUAUCGUGUACGCCCUGGUGUCCAAGCACUUCCGCAAGGGUUUCAAGAAGGUGUUCAGCUGCAUCCUCAGUAAAAACGGCAGGAACAAGGUUCACGUAGUUCACGUGGCCAACACUGUGCCCGGAUUUGAAGCCGGCUCCACAGAGGUUUCCCAGAUGCAUGAGAACGCGCGACAGAACGAUUGUGAAAUGAUCAACAGGCCAAUCGUGGAGCCGAGAGAAGCCGUGGUGACGUUGAACCUGCCAUUUCAGAGGCAGCCCUGA